AAUCACUGGCAACUGCAACUCGAACUGGGCUUUCCAGAAUCCUUUUGGCCCACUCUACUUCAUUUGAUUUGUUUUAAUUUGCUUUUCUGCAGGAUUCAAGUUGAAGUUAAGCUUCAAUGUUAAGCAGGUCAAGCAGUUAAGAAGUUCAGCAGUCAAGUUUCAUUCAUUGCUGCUCAUCUUUAUUUUUUGGAGCAUGCCUCACACUGCUGAUCCAAAGACGCUAGAAGAGCUAUGCUGCAAAAACAUCUCUCAAAAUAUGGACAAUUUAUGGUGUAAACACUAUGAUGAGCAUUUUCAUGGAAAGUCAGAGUGCUUAUAUCUACUCGGACCUUUUUCCAACCUCCCUGGUGUACUGCUGAGUCAACUGAUCAAAUACCUGAAGAACAAUGGUGUAAGGAUUGGCCACCUUCAGCUUCUGCUUGACUACAGUCUGCAGGACCUGGAUCUCUCCAGGCUGAGCAAGAACAUGGGCACAGUCCUCAACACCAUUACCAAUAGAUGUGUGAAUCUCCGGCAUCUGGACCUGUCCGGCAACGCCAAGCUGCCGCUGCAGGGCCAGCUGGCGCUCUUCUCCACCCUGCGGGGGCUGGAGAGUAUCAACCUGAGCAGCACCAACACGUCCGACCGGGUCAUGUCCGUCAUCGGCGCCUACUGCACGCAGCUCCAGGAGCUGGAUGUACAACGCUCAGGGGUGACGGACCUGGGUCUGAACAGCCUGGCGGCAUCGGUACCCUCCCACGGUACCACCACCGCCGGACAGUCCAUUACCAAACUCAGUGUGGAGGGCUGCAACCUCUCGCCCGAGUCGGCCUUCGGCGUCAUCAAAAACAUGCCCAACCUCGUACAUUUCGACCACCCGGACUCUCUGUGGGGCGUGACCCAGCUGAUGCUGCAGCAGCCGGAGCGGGCUCCUCUGGCCCUCACCAGUCUGGAGGGCUCCUCGGCCGCCGGACUGGAGGUGGCCGCCGCCGCCUGUCCCGACUGCACCCUGCUCCGGCUCGACAUGGAUCCCGAGUCGUCUCUGGAAGCGGCGCAACAGCUGAGCAAGCUCACAGAACUGGUGUUGAUGUCACCGUGUGAACCGUGCCCGGGACUGGCGGAGCUGCUGGCCGCGCGCGGUGCCGGGCUGACCAACCUAGCUCUGAACGGGGUCACGGGAGUCCCGCUGGCGGCUGCUCUGCGCCACUGCCGCUCGCUGCAGUCGCUGAUUCUAAUUAUGUGUCGGUUUAGGUCGGAGCCGGCGCCAGGCGGACCUCUCUCCAACCUGGAGCACCUUUGGCUAGCGGAGGAAAGUGACGGCUCUCCUCCGAUGGACCUGCUCCGGCGCGCGCUGGCCUCUCCCGCGCUAACCACCCUCACCCUACAGAACUGUGACACCAUCACAGACACACUGCUGGAGGAGGCACUGGACGCUGGCGGGCUGGCGCAGCUGGAGACGCUCUCACUGGAGCACUGCGGACAGGUGACUGUGGAGCCUCUGCUGCGACUGGUGCUGCAGUGUCCGCGUCUGGAGACACUCCGGAUGGUGAUGUGCCCGCAGCUGUCCCGGAGGGACGCGGGUGAGGUGCGCAGACUGGCAGAGGGUAACGGGUGGCGAUUACAGGUGGAAUGGCAGUGACCGCCGCCCGCGGAGACUGCGGAAUUCGACAGGCUGUGGCUCGUAUGAUGCGCACUCUUUGUGUUGGGGGGGGGGGGGGGGGGGGGGGUGAUGCGUUUCUGUGUGAUAUUUGAAAUUUAGGAGCCAGUAUGCCGACAGGCCUUAUACGAGAUCGUUGCAAAAUAUUUUUAGCUCCGAAUGAUAAGGCGUCUGUGGUUUUUACUAGGACGAAUUAUAGCUUUAUCCAGACGUUGAUCGUUGUACUUUCUGUCAAUAAUGAGCUGUUUAGAGCAAUAUUGCGAGAUGUUUUAUCCGAAUUGCAAUUAUAACCCAUGCAUAUGGUUUGUUUAAUUUGUUUGCAAGACAUUGUUGUACUCAGUCAUAAACUACCCACUCUGAUUCCUAAUUUUGACGUGUGAUAUGCCGUUUUGUUAUCGAUGCUAACUACCUACGUUCAAUUUUGCGGCAUGUGUCCCGUAGUUUUGUCAUGAUUUGAUCAGAACCGUGUGAUAAUAGACGACCGACGUAUGUCGUAUAA
This is a messenger RNA of Amphibalanus amphitrite, 2135 nucleotides long. RefSeq names its product F-box/LRR-repeat protein 4-like. The record is from RefSeq and is a predicted model, not a curated record. The transcript is spliced from 6 exons. Gene Ontology annotation, cellular component: SCF ubiquitin ligase complex. Gene Ontology annotation, biological process: SCF-dependent proteasomal ubiquitin-dependent protein catabolic process. Bases 194 to 1618 code for a protein of 474 amino acids. NCBI's taxonomy places the organism in Eukaryota, Metazoa, Arthropoda, Thecostraca, Balanomorpha, Balanidae.